Trichomonas vaginalis G3 is the source of this 1407-nucleotide messenger RNA. RefSeq names its product spectrin binding. Lineage: Eukaryota; Parabasalia; Trichomonadida; Trichomonadidae. The record is from RefSeq and is a predicted model, not a curated record. The transcript has a single exon. The coding region runs from base 1 to 1407 and encodes 468 amino acids.
AUGACUUGGUCCCAAUCGGCGUUUCGAAAGAUCUCUCUUGAAUCAAGAACUACGCCUGUUAAUGUUGGUCCAGGCAGCUACAAUACAUCAACAAAUUUUUCUAAAAUUCGAACAGUUCGUAAGAUUUCUCAACCUCAAAGUAGAGAUUUUUACAAUAGACCUGAUCUAGUGACACCAGGACCAGGUGCAUACAACAUAGAACCGACUACAACGCAAUCUCGACCUGUCAGUUCUUUCUUUAAAUCAAGAGUUCGAAGAGACGUUUAUUCAGUUGAUUCAACAAAUCCAUCUCCUGCAGAAUACUCACGCCAACAGGAAUGGGGCAAGAAGCAGACAAUAUAUUCGCAAGUACAUCAUCCAAGACAAAGAAAAUAUCAACCUCACAUACCAGAUAACGCAAAUUAUCUUGAUGAACAAGGUAGAUUAGUUAGACGUAACGCACCGAAGCGAACGGAAGCAGAUAUUGGUCCAGGUACAUAUGAAACUGCCACACAAUCACAAAUUCGACCUUCAACAAUCAAUGCAAGCAAAAGAAACCACAAUAUCUUCAUGACUAAAAGAGCAAACACCCCUGCACCUGCCCAAUACUCUCCAGCUGAUGUAAACUAUAAAAUUCCGAUUAAAAUCAAAGGAGAAAAUAAAAGCAAUUCUAAAACCCCAGAAAUCAAUCAAAGUAUCGGUCUCUACUUUACAACUAAAAUUCCGCGUUCUCAAUCCCCUAUUUUCCGUACAAAAGUUGCUCGAGAUUCAUAUACUUCAUUAUCAGAUACUCCUGGACCAGGAGCAUAUACUAUCAAUCAAGAACCACAACAUACUCUUCAAAAAACAGAUCUUGGUGAACGAGAAGUCGUAUUUGGUUCUACUUCCGUCAGAUUUGACAAUCCAAGCACAGAUGUACCAGGACCAGGCGCAUAUACCCCUCAGAAUAUUAAACCUAAGUCACGUGGCCCAGCAUCUGUCCUUCAAAAUCGUGCUCCUAACAAAGAAUUAUUUCCAGGCCAAGAAGGACCCUCUCCAGGCGACUACAAUAUACCAGAUCCUAACAAACAGAAACCUCAGAAGAGCCCUGCCUUCCAAAGCAAGGAAAUUCGAAUGGGUUCAGAUUCUAAUGAUGUACCAGGGCCAGGUGAGUAUGAUCUUGACUUCCCUGUUGAAGAAAGAGAAACAAGGAUAUUCGCUACGAGGUAUGACAACACUGGCGACUGGAUAAAGACAACAAUGACAGAUGCUCCUUCUCCAGAAGGAUAUACGAUCAACAGGGACAUGAAAGGACCGAGAUACUCUAUCUCAAGGUCGGAUCGAUUCAGGAAAAACUCAAAGAAAACAGGACUUGGUCCUGGUCAAUACAAUCUUGACACUCCUUUCCUCAAACAGUCAUUUAACUCUGCUGUUCCAAAGUUAUAUUAA